Miscanthus lutarioriparius is the source of this 1173-nucleotide messenger RNA. NCBI's taxonomy places the organism in Eukaryota, Viridiplantae, Streptophyta, Magnoliopsida, Poales, Poaceae. The record is from the annotation of a GenBank genome assembly.
AUGGCUUCCCGUCUUCUCCUCCUCCUCGCCACCUUGGCCCUUCUCUUCGUCGCAGCCGCAGGGCAGGAGGGCAACAAUAUCUCGAAGCCGUUUAAUCCGUCCUGCUCGACGUCGGACAACUACACCGACGGCAGCCAGUACAAGAAGAACCUGGACCAGUUCCUGGCCGCGCUCCCCACGGCGGCCGGCGACAACGGCUGGUUCUACAAGGGCAGCGCCGGGUCGGGGCCCGACGCGGUGUUCGGCCUCAUCAUGUGCUUCGCGGACCGCGACGCGUCCGAUUGCCUCUACUGUAUCUCCACGGCGUCAGCCGGGAUCACGACGGCGUGCCCGGGCAGCCGGAACGUGAGCGCGGCGUACGACGCGUGCGUCCUCCGGUACUCGACCGCGCCGAUCCCCACCACCGCGGACCUCGGCUACGUAUUCGCCGAGCCGCUGACCGGCAUCGGCAUGCCUUUGACCUCAGAAGCUGUGCUGGACGUCUGGGUGCCGCUGAUGGCCGCCCUCUCAAGCUCCAUCGCCUUUGACACGUCGCGGAGUUUCAGAAGCAGCAUGCCGUACUCGAGCACGGGCUCGCAGGAGAUGGAGAUGUACGGGCUGGCACAGUGCACCAGGGACCUCAACGGCAGCGAGUGCUCGACCUGCAUCAGGAGCUACGCCGUCAGGCUGCGGAAGCUGUUUCCCAGUCACACGGGAUGCUCCAUCAAGGGCUACAGCUGCUACCUGCGCUACCAGGUGUCGUUCCUGAUAGACAUCACUCUGCCGCCGGCGCCGGCUCCGGCUCCGGCGCCACCUACGUCUUCGCCGCCAACUCCAGGUACACAUCCUCCUGCUGCGGCUUCCUUGUGGGUGUGGGAGUACCACAGCAGAGGAGCCAUCCUCGACGCCGCCGACGCACGGUUCAAGGGUGAGUUGGAGGCCCGGGAGAUGGAGACCGUGAUGGUCGUCGGCCUCUGGUGCGCGCACCCUGACCGGAGCCUCCGACCGUCCAUCCGGCAGGCCGUCAGCGUGCUGCGGUCUGAGAUGCCACUGCCUAAUCUGCAGGCGAGGAUGCCGGUGGCAACCUAUGAGCCACCACCUGAUGCCUUCUACUAUACAUCUACCACUGUCACAAGCGUUAAUAGCAGCACCACUCGAUCCAGCAUGACAAUCACAACUGUCCUGCCCAAAUGA